This is a messenger RNA of Pecten maximus, 1722 nucleotides long. RefSeq names its product piggyBac transposable element-derived protein 4-like. Bases 1 to 1722 code for a protein of 573 amino acids. Lineage: Eukaryota; Metazoa; Mollusca; Bivalvia; Pectinida; Pectinidae. The transcript has a single exon. The record is from RefSeq and is a predicted model, not a curated record.
AUGGCUUCAAGCGACGAAAACGAACUAGAUUUUGAAGGUUUUUCUGAACAAGACAUCGUUUUAGAUCAGGAACGUAUUGAUGCUUUAUUGGAGAAUGCUUCUGACAUUGAAUUUAGUGAUUUGGAAGAUGAUCAAUACGAAAGUGACGACGAUAUCCCGCUUGCAAGAUUGCGAGAAUUCCGACAUGAAAACGAUGACGCCGGCAUUGUUGAUGAUGUUGACCAUUGGUCAUCACAACUUUCAGCGGUGAAUUUGGAAGCAUUUACGGGAAAUCCAGGGCCUGUUACUAUCCUAGAUCGUAACCAGAAUGAAAUUAAUUUUUUUCAUUUGAUUUUUGACGAUAGUUUCUAUCAAUCUGCCGCAGAUGAGACUAACAGAUACGCACGUACUGAGAUCGCGAAAAAUGGCCCUGAUCCAAAAUGGCAGGAAACUAAUUCGGCAGAAAUAAGGGCUUACAUUGCCUUUCAUAUAGUCAUGGGGAUUGUUGUGGCACCCACACAGGAUAUGUAUUUUUCCAAAAAUACAAUGUUUAGACCAUCAGGCAUUCAUGAAAGAAUAACCAGGGACAGAAUGGAUAAACUUCAUCAGUAUUUUCAUGUGGCAAAUACAACUACGAAUCCUCCAAGGGGACAACCUGGACAUGAUAAACUUGCCCAUGUCAGACCAGUAAUCGAAAAUGUUAGACAGAAGUUGAAAACCCAAUACAGGCCACACAAAGAAACAUCAGUUGACGAGGCUAUGGUGGCCUACACAGGAAGAUUGGGAUUCAAACAAUAUAUCCCUCUCAAACCGACCAAACGUGGGAUCAAAAUUUGGAUGAGGGCUGAUCCAAAUAACGGAUAUGUGAAUGACUUUCAAGUCUAUACUGGCCGUGAAAACAAUGUGGUUGAGAAAGGACUUGGGGAGAGAAUCGUGCGUGAUUUGACAAGGGACAUUUGGGGAAAUUAUCACCAUGUUUAUUGUGAUAAUUAUUUUACAUCGGUACCGUUGUUCUCCGAGCUGCUGGAAAACAAAACAUAUGCCUGCGGAACAAUUCGUUCUAACAGACAGGGAAUUCCACCUGCUGUAGCAAAAGCAAAAUUAAAAAAGCAAGGGGAUCUUGUACAGCAACAGAAGGGGAAAAUGGUCUGUACAGCAUGGCAUGACAAAAGGACUGUCUGUCUCCUCACAACAAAUUCCAACCCGACAGAGAAUACCACAGUCCAAAGGAAAAAAAAGGACGGAAGUGUACAAGAAGUUCCCUGCCCUAGUGCCAUCAAAAUGUACACACAAAACAUGAAUGGAGUAGACAGGGCUGAUCAGCUGAGAUCCACCUACAAUAUUGGUAGGAAAGCAUCUAAAUGGUGGAAGUAUCUCUUUUGGUUUUUGGUUGAUAUUUCCAUCUGUUCUAGCUUCAUUCUGGUGAAGGAGUCGCCAAAUCACCAAGUGACAACGCGAACUGGACGCAGAAAAGAGCGCACACAACUUGAGUUCCGUCAGAAUUUAGCAAUUCAACUUCUAGGAGCGUACUGGGGAAAGAGGAAAAGGGAAUUGGUGGAAGACAAACACACCAGAGGACUUCUACAUUGGCCCGCUGACCUCGGAAAAAAAAGGACAUGCAAGCAAUGUUCUAAGGCUGGUGUCCGAAAAGAACCAAAAACUGGCUGUGAACAGUGUCAAGUUAAUUUGUGUGUUCCCUGCUUUAAACAAUACCACAAGGAUAAUUUCCCAGAGCUAUUCUAG